AUGAAAUUUCGUCGUCGACAUCGAGUUGCAAUAGUUGACAAUGACAGAUUAUAUUUAAUAGAAAAUAAUCAUAAUAGUAAUGAUACACGUAAUCAUUCAAAGAUAACUCGUAUUGCAUGGAAACUAGCAAAACAUACAUGGAAAGCAUGUAAAGUUGGUUUUCAAGCAGCAAUAACUAGUCAACCAUUUUAUUUUGCUAUUGAACCAACAGCACUGGCGACAACUAUAGCUGAAAUUCGAACACGAGAUAGACAACAUUAUUAA
Messenger RNA from Rotaria socialis, 264 nucleotides. The record is from the annotation of a GenBank genome assembly. Lineage: Eukaryota; Metazoa; Rotifera; Eurotatoria; Philodinida; Philodinidae.